Molecule: messenger RNA, 1752 nt
Organism: Bacidia gigantensis
Lineage: Eukaryota; Fungi; Ascomycota; Lecanoromycetes; Lecanorales; Ramalinaceae
Exons: 2
Coding region: 1-1752 (583 amino acids)
Biological process (GO): entrainment of circadian clock by photoperiod; circadian regulation of gene expression
Cellular component (GO): cytoplasm; nucleus
Molecular function (GO): FAD binding; DNA binding
Source: RefSeq, a predicted model, not a curated record
AUGUCGCUCACCAAUGGAGGUUCUACUACUGCUGUCAAACGCAAGGCGACCACUUCCCCCGGCCCCAGCAAAAAACCGAAGAGCGCGCCCUCAAGGUUUGACCACUCGCGCAAAGAAGAGGAGUACAUCGUUGAUCGCGAAUUCUACCCACCUCAGAUGUCGAAUGAGCGCUGCGCAAUGUACAAGAACAACGAGCUCGAGCGGCCGAUAGAGACGCUUGAGAAGGCCCAGAAGGAAACAAAGGCCUGGCGAGAUAAAUUGCCUGUUAAGGAUGCUGUAAUUCACUGGUUUAAAUCCGACCUCAGACUUGCAGACAACAAGGCCUUGCAUUUGGCCUCGGAGAAGGCAAAAAGCAAGAACGUCCCCUUAAUCUGCCUAUACGUGGUGAGCCCUCAGGAUUUCAAGGCACAUGCAAGGAGUCCUGUCCGAGUCGACUUUAUGUUGCGGUCAUUGCAGGUGCUGAAGGAGGAUCUGGACGAAUUCGAUAUCCCCCUUGUCAUUCUAAUUGAAGAGAAGCGAAAAAACAUUCCCAACUUAAUACUUGAGCGCUGCCAACAGUGGGGCGCUUCACAUUUGUUUACCAACAUUGAGUAUGAGGUCGACGAAUUACGGAGAGAAGCAUUGCUCACAAGAAAGGGAGUUGAGUCAGCUGUUGCGGUGGAUACUGUGCAUGAUACAUGCGUAAUUCAACCAGGACUACUGUCCAGUGGUAGUGGAAGUCAAUAUUCGGUGUACAGUCCAUGGUUCCGGGCAUGGCUAUCGUAUCUACAUACUCAUUCAUACCAUCUCAAGCUAUACGAUGAACCGAAGAACAACCCAUCAAUUACCAGAGAAAAGUUUAAAGAACUUUUCAAUUGGCCAAUACCCGAUGCGCCUGACAACAAGCGAUUGACGGACCAGGAGAGGAAGCGCUUUGAAAGCAUGUGGCCAGCAGGCGAGCACGAAGCUCGCGAUCGCGUAUGUAAAUUUGUCAACGAAAGGAUCAAAACUUAUAAAGAAACCCGCAACUUCCCAGCCGCGAACGCUACCGCUGUCGUCUCUGUCCACCUUGCUGCGGGCACUCUGUCAGCGCGGACGGCAAUAGCUAUGGCACAGGAAAGCAACACGACAAAGAAGUUAGACGGAGGCAUCUCAGGGAUCGCAGGUUGGAUCUCUGAGGUCGCAUGGCGCGAUUUUUAUCGACAUGUUCUUGUGCACUGGCCUUAUGUUUGCAUGAAUAAGCCAUUUAAGCCAGAAUUCUCUGGUAUACAGUGGGAAUACGAGAACCGGAUGUUCGAAAAAUGGAGUCACGGUGUGACCGGCUAUCCUUUCAUCGACGCUGCUAUGCGGCAGCUGAACUUUUCCGGUUACAUGCACAAUAGAGCGCGCAUGGGUGUUGCAUCCUUCCUCGCAAAGGACUUGAUGAUUGACUGGCGGAUGGGCGAGAAGUACUUUAUGCUGCACCUCAUAGAUGGCGAUUUUGCUUCGAAUAAUGGAGGCUGGGGCUUCUCAGCAUCCACAGGAGUCGAUCCUCAACCGUAUUUCAGGAUUUUCAAUCCAAUACUGCAGUCCGAGAAGUUUGAUCCUGACGGAGAGUAUAUCAGGCGCUGGGUUCCCGAGCUGGCACAUGUACAAGGUAAAGCGAUUCAUGAUCCGCACGGUAGAGGAGCGAAGGGCAUCUUGGCGUAUCCGAAGAUGUGCGUGGAUCACAAGACAAGUAGGAACCGAGCAUUGGCUAGGUACAAAGCCGGUUUGGGGCGAGAUAAUGCCUGA